UUGAACUGGCUUCAGUAUCAAUCAGGUGUCUGUGAUCCAGCACAAGCAUCGAAGCCCCAGUCGCACGCCACCAGCUCGCUGCGAUGCUGUCUAGGGAAUUUGACAGGAGGCCAUCCGCCACUGUCGCCGUUGCCGCCGCCGCCGCUGCCGUAGGGGCGGUCGCUGCCCUGUGGGCGCUGAUUCGAUCCAAGCCGUUGGAUGGAGAGGGUCGUGGCGAUCGCACGGCUGCAGCGGAUGGCGACGAUGACGUGGAGGGAGGGGCUUAUAACGCGACGGCUCGAAGGGCGUGGACUAUAGCGGGGCUGCAGAACCCGUCGAACCUGUGCUACAUGAACGCGAUCCUGCAGGUGCACCCGCUAAGGGAGGAGGGAUGCGCAUUGCGAAGAGGGAAGUACGUGGGUGCGUGGUGGGCAUGAUGUGGAAUGAGUUGCAGUCGUGGCAUGGCAUGGCAUGGCACGUCAUGGCAUGGACAUGGCGUGGUAGGCGAUGCGGCACAGCAGUGGCGUGGCGCUCGCUAGCCAGCAGUGCAGCAGUGCGUGCCUUCCUGCGCACGGCGCUCACUCUAGCACCGCACCGCGACCACCCCGCAGCUCCUGCUCUCCCCGCCACCGCCUCUGCCUUGGACCUGCCUCUCGCCACUGCCCUUGCCUCGCUGCUCCAAGAGCUUUCUGAGCCAAUCACAGAGCGCCAGGUGGCUAGCUCGCGUGCUUUUCUCCGCGCUCUCUCGCCCCAUGACUCCCGCUUCAACUUCCACCACCAGCAGGACUGCAUGGAGCUGCUCUCGCUCCUCGCCAUGGCCCUCGCCACCGACCUCGCCCCCCUGCGCCGCCACCUGCGCCUCUCCUGCGCUGCACACCUGCCUGGCCUGCGCGCCGUGCUGGGGGACCAGGGGCCCACGGCAGGGGCGCACCCAGAGGACGCAGGUGGGGGGCGCUGGCGCGUGCAUGGCGUGUGGAGGGGCACGGUUGGAGGGGCAGGGAGCAGUGGCGGAGAGGGGGCAGGCGGGGUUGGGCGAAGGGGGGGAGAGGAGCAAGGGGAGAGUGUGGGCAGGGGGAUGGGUGGAGAGGAGGGAGGAAGGGAGGGUGGGAGGUGCAUGGGUGAACGUUGCUUGCAGCAGCCGGCACCCAGUGCAUGUGUGGCAUGCGCGCAGGGUGGCUGCACGUGGUCAGAGCAGCCAGUGGAGCAGGCAGGCAUGGCAGGCAGGGGGGGCGAGGCAGGCGUGGGUGAGGGCUGGCAGCAGAGCAGUUUGCGUGUGGGUGCAGUGGUGCAGCAAGGCAGGGCAGGGGACAGCAGUGCUGCAGCAGCAGACGGGCCGGAGUGGGUGCAACGAGGGCAUCAACACCCGCUGUGCUCCUGUCAACACAACCUUAAUGACCCUUGCUCCUCCUCCCAUCCCUCCUCCCAUCCCUCCUCCCAUCCCUCCUCCUCCCAUCCCUCCUCCCAUCCCUCCUCCUCCCAUCCCUCCUCCCAUCCCUCCUCCCAUCCCUCCUCCCAUCCCUCCUCCCAUCCCUCCUCCCAUCACUCCUCUCAUGCCUCCGCUCACCAGCAUGCAUGUGCCCUGCCUCCGGGCGAGGUGCCGUGGCAGGCGGUGCUGCAGUGGCCGCUCUCCGGCACGGCGGUCAGCCUGCUCGCCUGCCUCGCCUGUGGCUACCAGUUUGCCUGCACCGUGCAGCCAUGCACCGACAUCUCGCUGCCACUCCCCCUGGGCUCCCUGCGCGCCACGACUCUCACCUCCCUGCUCCAAAACUACACCGCACCAGAGCAGGUGUCUGACGUGGCAUGCCCCAGAUGCUGCCAUGUGGCAGCUGCGGGGAUGGUGAGGUCUGCGAUGGCAGUGCAGAAGCUGAGGCCUCGAGGUGGGCGAGGGUAUGAGGGAACGCGCCACAAUGCUCCUCAUGCUCACGCUGCUAGGGCUCCUCAUGCUGCGCAUGCUGGUUCUGCUGCUGUUGCCGAUGCCAAUGGUGAUGCAGUGUUGGGCGUUCAGUCAGAGGGACACCCCCAGGCAGACAGCGAGGGGCAUGGCCAUCCCCAUGGCGUGGACAGCAGCCAGUCAAGCGCCCAAGCACAUACAGGGCCACUCCCCUUCAACCCGCCUGAACUGCCCUCAUCCUCUCCCUGUGUGGCAUCAGCUGCACAAGACAGUGGGGCAGCAGCGCACAGCGAUGGGAGGGAGGAAGAGUCGAGCAGGCGGGCGAGGUGGCAGCACGAAGAACUGGAGGCGCUCCUCUCAGCACUCCUUGCGUGCGCCACCCCUGACAGCGCUGCCUGUCGCUGCGCCGCUCGUCUGCGCGCGCUGCUGCCCGCCCUCGCAUGGCCCUCGGUGCACCGCCCCGCGCUCAAGCGCCUGCUGCUGGCGCGCCUGCCGAAGGUGGCGUGUAUUCAGCUGCAGCGAGUGGCGUUCUCCCCCUGGGGUGCGCUGCACAAGGCGCAAGAUCACAUCCCGUUCCCCCUUCUCCUCGACCUCUCUCCAUUCUCCCUCCUAGCAUACACCUCCUUCUCCGCCCCUCACCCAAAGCCGCCCCUCUCCUCCCAUCCUCCUUCUGCAGCGCCCCUUACUCCAGCUCUGCCCCUUGCCCACCCUGUCCCACCAGACCCCUUGUUGUUUUCGUCCCUGCCUCUCACCUUCCAACCAUCGCUCCUGUCCGUCGUGCUACCCACCAAGGUCGCUUGUUCCCCCUCAUCCUUCUCGCCCUCCUCACCGCACCUCCUCCCACCACAAGGCACGCAAGCCCCUCGCGUUCCCGCUCUGCACUUCCCCUUCCUCUGGGCCACAUGCCCACCUUCCACAUGCCAUGCCAUCACAUCUCCUCCUCCUCCUGCACCUGCUGCCCCAGCUCAGCACACUGCACAAGGCAGCGUAAUUGCCAUGCCAUGCACUCGCCCUGCCACGCCUGCCACAGUCAGUGCCAGCGCUGCUGCCACCAGCGCUGCUGCCACCAGCGCGUGCAGAUUACCCUCAGGCACGCCAACGACUAGUGCUGUUGUGGGGAGCGAGGGCGCUGUCGUGGGUAGUAGUGUGCACGGCGAGCCGCCUGCGCCUCAGCAGCACGAGGCAGCUGCCACUGCACAGGCAGCACAUCACCAAGCCUCGCCUGAUAGCGUACCCCACUUACACAGCUCAGUGUCGUCAGAUUGUGCUGUCACCUCACAUGCAGGGCUGUCACAGGGCAGCGCGCAUGAGCUGCAGGGCCGUGCUGACAUGCGCGGGAAGCAGUCAUGCCAUGCCACAGAAACGAUUAGCAACCCUGGCAACAGAAUUAUCAGCGCCAGCAGCAGCAGUAACAGCAGUAACAGCAAAAGCAGUUACAGCGGUAACAGCAGCAGCAGCUCCAGCAGCAGCAACAACAACAGCAGUAACAGCAGCCACGCGGAUCCGGAGAGUUUUGACUUGCCUCAAACGAUCAAGGCCGUGAGUGGAGCUGUGGAGAGCAGUAUGGAGGGGGGCCCACCUUAUUCGGGGCAGCCCCAGUCAACGCCAUGUGCUUCUUGGGGGACUCCCCUCAUGGCCUCCACACAGCUGCGCUCCUCCCUCUUCUCACCUGCCCCUCCUGCCUCUGUGUCCGCACGCCCCUCUGCGCACCCAUCAUGGGGGGCCGUGGCGGCUGGUUGUGCAGGGGGGUGCUGGUACCGCCUGGUGGCUGUGGUGGUGCACCACGGGGGGGCGCACAGCGGCCACUACUCAGCAUUCCGGCGAGUGGAGAGGGGGGAACAUGGCAGGGCGGAGGACAGUGGUGAUGGUGGACGCAGCAGGAGGGCAGAUGGUAGCGGGAAGGAGGUCGGUGCGAGGGGAGAAGGGGAUGUGCGGUGGUUCAGUGUGUCGGACGAGCAUGUAAGGGAGGUGGCCCAGGUGGACGUGCUGUGUGCAGAGGCCAGCAUUCUGCUGUAUGAGGCCGUGCCGGCAAGGCAGGGCAUGAGGUAACAACAGAUCUCCCACGGCACAAGCGAGUCUUGUUCAUUCCAUUCCAGACUGUGGUGCUGUUAAGGGAGAAAGCAAUUCCUACUACCGUAUUCCCCCGUAUAAAACACCCGCCGGAAUUAAGCUCCCCCGGGUAGCUUGAGCGGGUAUGGGUGCUUAUUUUUUUUCUGGAUAUACACAACACCCUACUCUCGGACGUGAAAACUUUUGAACACCCCCCUGCCACCUAGAAUCUCCAUUUUUAGCAGGAAACACCAGAAUUUUGCAGUGUGUAGAUGUGUGCUGCCAUUCAUUUUUUCCACUACUGCUAGGGUAACCGUAUGUGUCAAACAUAACUUAUGCAGUUACAGUAGACCA
This is a messenger RNA of Closterium sp. NIES-67, 4273 nucleotides long. The record is from the annotation of a GenBank genome assembly. Lineage: Eukaryota; Viridiplantae; Streptophyta; Zygnematophyceae; Desmidiales; Closteriaceae.